Molecule: messenger RNA, 13689 nt
Organism: Strongylocentrotus purpuratus (purple sea urchin)
Lineage: Eukaryota; Metazoa; Echinodermata; Echinoidea; Camarodonta; Strongylocentrotidae
Exons: 4
Coding region: 334-9978 (3214 amino acids)
Biological process (GO): regulation of transcription by RNA polymerase II
Cellular component (GO): chromosome
Molecular function (GO): chromatin insulator sequence binding
Source: RefSeq, a predicted model, not a curated record
GCAUGCACGGGAGAGACAGUGGUGAGAGCGUAAAUUGCUUUACACUGCACGCAUUUCCUGUCUCGUUCGUGCUUGGGGCCGCUGCUGAUCCGCCAUUGAGCAUAGCUCCCAACUCUGCAUAACUUCUCUUUUUACUCACACGAAUUCAUUUUGACCAUUUUCAAGUCAGAUACGAGAUGAAGUGCCUCGUGAUGGAGUAAUCAAGCCAUAUCUUCAAGCCUCAAGGUGGUUCUUGCUUCACUGCAUACCAAUGAACAGUGAACAGAUGUGGUUUUUCUAAACCAAGGAGCUAGCUAUGUGCAGAAAGGGGUAGUCUACUAGAGUCUCACCAGCAUGGAUGGCAGCAGUGAAACUAGUGUAGGCUGCGCGGAAAGAACCGCAGAAGGGAAACCCGAACUGCCUGUUGAUGGAGCCAAGGCCGUUCCUGAGGGCACCACAUCAUCCUCUGAGGAAACAUGCACCAAGGACAGAGAGGACAAAGAUCCUGCGCAGGAGAUCAUAGAGGAUAGCAAAAGCCAAGAAGCUGUGAAGGAUGGUCUGACAAAGGAAUCCAAAGACAUCCUGUUGUCGGACAAAGCCAGCUGUGGACUGCCUGCUGAUGGAGCCAAGACCGUUCUUGAGGGCACCACAUCAUCCUCUGAGGAAACAUGCACCAAGGACAGAGCCAGCGGUGGACUUGGAGUGGAGCAUUCUGAGACAGCCGUGGAUAUCCCAGAAACAGUUAGGGAUUGUCAGCAACCAGGCCAGGAGGUGGAUUCCACCGAGGAAGGAACCAAUGCAAAGCUCCAUCCUCUAGGAGACACAGAAGAAGGGAGUGAGACUUCUUCUCAGGCUCCGAAGGACCAGAAGAGCUGUCAAUCGACUGACAACCGACAGAGUCUCAAGGAUCAGGCCCAGACCAAAGCUGAAGUAGGAGUUCCUACCAAGCCAUUGGAAGAGAGUGUAACUACGCUUGAAGGCAUGAACCAAACCUCUUCAGAAGAGAUUACCACCAAAGUCAGUGCUGCCCCAUCGAAAAAUGAAUCAUCUGAUACCAAUCAGAUCAAUCCAACCAUUCAGUGCACAAGAGACCAAUCCGACAGUCCGCUAGAUGCAUUGGAACUGCUAAAGUCCGACCUGUCUUCCAUCAGAUCUUCCAGUCAAAGUGCCAAAACCUGUCCUACACCGGAGGUUACCUCACAAGGACAAUGCAGCAAGCAGGAGUUAACCCCGUCCGUGCCUACUUCUUCCAACCUAAGUCUUCCAUCAUCAGAAACUAUGCAAAAUGAUAGCAAAUGCUCUCUAAAAGUUGAAGAUACAGUCAACAAUAAUGUUCAAAAAUGCACCACAUCUUGCCAAGAACCAAAGGAAGUGGCUGUGAGUGAAGUUAUAGCCCCUCCACAGAAUCCUACUAAUGUAGACCAGUCAGAUUGUGCUAUGAUAAAUGCAGAGAAGGAAACAGAUAAACCUUCUCUGAAUGUUAAUGAAACUGAGGAGACUGGUGAAAGCAUCCAGAAUCGUUCAAUGCUAAUGAAAUACCUAGGAUUACAGCCUGUGCAGGAAGGAGGUAAAUCCAGCAAAGAUCCUGGAGGGGAUGUAUUGUCAGCAAGACAGAGGUUGAGUGUUUCAUACAUGGAUUCCUUUAGCCUAAUGCCUGGCCUAGACCCGAUGAACUCUUAUGAAAAAGGCCAGAUCUCCUACAACACAUCACCUUUUGAAGUAUGCAGCACUGGUAGCCACUCUCCAGAGCCUCCUCUUCUGGCAGAGACUCCUGUCGUUGGUUCUUCCCCACCUCACCAUGACUAUGAUGCAAUGGAGGCAAGAAUGAUGGACAUGACUCCAAGGAUGAAUUCAGCGAUUGGUAAGGGGGAUCUACUGAACAGUUUCCCUCAAUUGCACCCACCAGGUCAAGAUGCUAAGACUGCUUUCAACAGAAAGCAGCAUGGAGUCUUAGGGUAUGCAUCGUCACAUACAUUGGACAGUCUUUGCCAUCGACUUGCAGAACGUGUUGAGCCGGAUAUUCCCAGUCAAGAUCACACCCUUUCUCAGGGAACAAAACUGGGUGAAGCUUUCUACUCAAUUCCUAGCAAGAAUCAGGAAGACCAUGACAAAAAUGGAGCAAAGGCAAAGAACUUUUCAAGUGUGUCAGAAGUUGUUCCUUGCCCAAGAUGUCAUAGAACCUUCAAGAACAGAAAUCAAUUGAGAGGGCACCUUCGCUGGCACAUCAAUGAUCCAAUCAACCUACUUUCUGGAAGAUGGCCAAAAGAUCGGUCUAGUACUCAUGAAAAUGGCCUCGCUACUGGUAAGAGCUCUGGAAAUAUCCUAAAUAAAUCUGGAAAAAAGAAGAAAAUAUCAAAAGUCCGCUUAGAUGCUGAACAACAGACACAACUUUCACAUAUUUCUGGAGUGACACAAGAUGGUUUUCCAUGCACUCUUUGCACCAAAGUGUUCCGGACCUCUCUCAAGUUGCGAGGCCAUAUGAUGGUACAUAAAAGGAAACAAUCAAAGAAGAAAACGCUUUACUGGAGGAAUAAGACCAGUAAAAGCCCUGGUUCUCAUGGACGUGGCGGAAAAUUCCAAUGUGACAUUUGCUCGGGGAAGUACGAGUCUCAAUUGAAGCUCAGUGCCCAUAAGUCAACCCAUGCCAAAGAAUUUCAUCUAAGAAGCAAAGGUGUGAGAAGACUUGGGAGUCUGGCUACCAGUAAUGGUGAAGGCUCAUCACUUGAUAGUGGCCUUUCUGGAAUUACAGACAUACGACAGAAAGCAGUCAUGGAAAAAAGGAAAGGACCAUUCAAAUGUGACAUUUGCUUCAAAACAUUCCCUACCUUGAGAGCUCGGAAUGGCCAUAAGGGUAUCCACUCCUCAAAAUGGAAACUUGCAAAUUCUCUUCACCAUGCUGGAAAUCCUGGCAGAAUCAAAGAAGAAGCAACUGAACAAAUACCACCUCUUGAAGGACUAUCAUCCAGUGAAACAUUUACCAGACAUAGUGACCAAACAGAUUCAACCAAGAGAGAUGAGAAUGUGGAUCCAAAUGAGGCAGAUGGUUCAACUACAGAGAACCAAAGUGCUCUCAAGCACAGGGUGCGUAAUUUAUACUUCCAAUGCAUCCAUUGCCAUCUUGUCUUUGCCUCAAGGCACAGGGUGAGAAAGCACCUCUUCAAAGUACACUCUAUCAUGCCUCCUGCGUCAGAUUCAUUCACAGAAGAAAAAGUUGAUGGUUGCAAGUUCUGUGAAGUUUUCAAGAAGAGGAAAAGGGGAAGACCAAAGCGAGGUGAAAAUUCUCUUGUCCAAUGUCCACAUGGAAAAGUUGUAGUGGGAUACAACUUACCGUUGAAUUCUCUACGACUGAGCAGAAAAAUCAGAGGUACCCCAAAGACAGUGAAAACUGAGGAAAAAGACGCUCUUACCCCUGGAGAUAUAGUGCCACAGAAGUGCUCUGUCAAGUUGAGUCCAAAGGAUGUAAAUGCUGCUAGAGAGAGGAGGGAUAUCCAAGACAACUCAACAGAUGAAGUGCAAAACUCUGAAGACUUGAAGGUGCCAGAUUUUCUGUCAGUAAAGAAAAGAGGAAGGCCACCCAAGGAUCGCCUGAAACCAGCACAUAAUCUGCAGAAUGCUCGCAAGAUAGUAUUCUCUGUCGGAGGAAAUAAAUCUUGUCGAGGUAGAACACGUGCUUUUUCUGCAAUCAGGAGACGGAGAAUGGGAAAGGAAAUUUCUCUUUUGGGCAGACAACUUAAGAGUGGAUGGGAUCCAAAGCGACAACGGUUCAUUGGCCGACCUUACAAGUGUCAUCUCUGCAAGAUGUCUUACAGAAGUGAAAGGCAACUCUGUAGUCACAUGAGAUCCCAUGGUAUUCACAUUUUUGACCUCUCACAACUACCUGCAGAUCAACGAGGAAAUGCCUUCAUGUCCAGUGAAGAUAUGGACACUAAAUCUGAUGAUGGACAAGAUUUGGACACUCCUGAAAGUAAUAUGAGCACCAAACUUUCAGAAGGUUUUACUGCAACAACUCCUACUGAACCUGAUCUAGAGAGUACAACUGGAGAAAAUGGUGUGGGAGGAACAUGUAGAGUUUGCAAAAAGGAAUUUGACAGUGAUAACAUGUUCCACCAGCAUCUGCUUGGGCGUUACAACAAGAAAUGCAGACAAGAGUGGAUGAAGCAUACCUUUGGGUUUGGCAAUGGAAAUAAAGUACAGGAUGCUCCAGAACAAGACGUGGUAGAUGAACACGAUCCAGUGGAUUCCAAAGAUGAACAAAACAAUGGUAACCUGUAUGUCAUUGACAAGAUCAACAUGGAAACUUGUCAAGGUUCUGGUAUCUUCAGUAACCUUCAACAAAAAGUCAAUGACAAGAUCGAAAAUGUGUUGCAAAGAGAGAAGCGUGCAAACAGUUGUUCACGAAGCCUUGAGAAUGCAGAAAGAUUAGAAACUGAACAGUCACCUCCUAUCUCAACCCAGAGUGAUGCAGGACUUGCCAACAAUGUUUCUCCAAAGAAAGGAUCAGUUUUGAAUGCAGUCAUUAACAGGCUCACCCAAUCAUCAAAACCAAGUGAUGACAUUCCAAGCAACACAUCUUCAGAUUCUUCUGAGUCUAGCAAACCUGGUAAAAGGUCACGCAAAGGAUCUGAUAAGCUGGUGUUCACUUGCAACAUUUGCAACAAGAUCUUUGACAAAAAACAGAAGCUAAGUGUUCAUGCUAUGAUUCACAGACGGAAAGUAGUCACUGUCAUGGAUCAUAUAGAGAUUGCAACUCAGAGGAGUGGGUCUGGUAUCAGUACACUGCCUAGUGGAGGAGAUCAACAACAGUCUCUUCAAAAUCAAGUGGUGAAUGACUCUCUGGGUAAUACUGUUCAAGAACCUGUGUCUCCAAUGCAUCUUUUAUACACUUGUACAGAGUGCCCCAAGCAGUUUACAUCAAACCUGAAACUUGCGACCCAUCUUAAGAUGCAUUUGAAGAGCACAAUGAGUAGAAGUCCCAAACAUGACACCAGUCUAGCAUGCAAACCACAAGACUCAAAGGCAGAGCAAAAUCCUGACAUAAACAAGCCAGAUGUUCCUGCAAAUCCAACAGAACCUACAAAUUAUAGCACAAAAUUGCCCAAGAAAGAGAUGUCUCCUCCAUCCGAAAGUGAGUUACCAGCCGUUAAAGAAGUUAGAAGUGAUGGGAAUGCAUGUAACUUAACAGUACCAACUUCCUCUGAUGAUAUCUCAAAGCCAGUGGACACUGUCAAGGAUGUACCUAUAGAGCAAGAUGUGAACGAAGAUGGAGAGAAAAUUCAUACAGAAAGUGAAAAGAUCAGUACUGGUAGGCCUCGUCUGCUUCUGAAAAUCAACCCAGCCACCUUACAGCGCUUCUAUAACUGCCCAGAAUGUUCCAAAUCAUUCAAGAGUCGGCGUCACUUAGCUCAACAUCAAAGAAUUCAUGCUGAAGAAAAAUCACCAUGUGCUCAAUCAGACUCUUGUACAACACUCUCUUCAGAAAAUGAGCACUGCCAGCCGGACCACUCUGAGUUUGUACCACAUUCCUUUGAGUCCAAAGAAAAAACUGCCUCUACCGAACUCUGCCUUCAAGAUAGUGAUCAGUCAUCUGUUGACAAUGUUAAUCACGAGCCAAGCCAUAACACUGUGAAUGUGGAGAAUACAUCUGUUCAUGCCAAGCAGAGUAAUGAAGUACGUCCACCUGAAAAGAAUGUUCCCUGCAAAAUAUGUGACAAGGUUAUGAAGAAGUCCCAGUUGGGUGGCCACAUGAAGUCACACACAAAGGAAUUGCUGUCCAGAAAAUUUACUGGUUCUGGAAAUGGCAGUGCCAUUGACAAGAGGCAGUAUCGUGAUUCUGCUAUGGGCAAGAGAUUUAGGGAGAGAGAAAUAAUUUCAGGAGUAGAUCUGUAUCGCUCAGUAUCCAGGAAUGCAGAUUCUACCCUUGGAAAUUCAUUGAAAGGAGCGGUUCAUGGCAUUGCUGCAGUUGACAUGGUAGAAACAGCAGGAGACGCAGAAUUUGGUGCUAGCAUGACUGUCAUGAAUAACUAUGGGGAAGAACUAGAGGACAAAGAUGUAGGAAAGCAGCAGUUCACUUGCAGGGUCUGCAAUCUAAAGUACGACAGCUACCAUCAGCUUUGUCAGCAUUUGAAAAUGCAUGUUGUGAAGAAGCCAAGCUUUAGUGAGUCACUAGCAACACCAGACAUCAGUGGAGCACCCCCAUCAGACGACAAUGUUGACAAAGAGGGAUCGUUCAUGGAAAGCGCCAAGCACACAUUUGCACGCCCCAAGGUGUAUCCUUGUGAGCUCUGUGGCUUUUCCUUCUCCUCCUUCAGGCAGUUCAGGGUUCACAUCAGUCAAACUCAUGGUGGCAAGUACCAGUACCGCCUGAUGCUCCAGCAGAAGGAGGCUGCCAAAGCAGGUGCUUUUCUCAAGGAGCCUGACACCAUCAACAAGACUCAUCCCCACAAGUGUGAUGUCUGCGGAAGAAGGUUCAAGAGAUUGGCUCUGCUCAUAUUUCAUCUGAAUAAAUUGCACAAAGGAUGGAAACAGAGAUUGUGCAUGAUGAAUGUCAGGAGCCGACCUCGACCCCCUCACACUGCUGUACAAAAGACACCUGGAACAAAUGGACAAACUGUUCCUGGAGCCACUGGAGUGGAUCCUGCAGAUCUCCCAUUUACAUGCGAGCUGUGUGGCAAAAGCUUCAGGAUGAAGGUGCAGUUGUGUGGCCACAUGAAGACACAUGGUCGAGUUGGUCAUUCCCCAAUCAAGAUAACCCCACUUGCAAUGAAAGGAAAAUAUACUCUCAGGAAGAGUAGGAAACCAGACUUCAGGCUUAGUGAUGAGUGGAUACUAGAUAUGGAUGAUGAGCGAAUGGCAUUUGAAAAUUCCAUGGCCCUUCAGCAGUUACCGCCAAGGCAAGGUAUGGUGGAACAGUCAAACAAGAUGAAGGGUUCUCCUGAUGCAAGCAUGUAUAAUGCUCCGAUGUAUGGAGCCAAGCCAGGGGCGAGUACUAUGUUUGGCUCAAAGAAGAUCAUUCCAGGACUUGCAGAGCACACUGAUCAAUAUAGAAUGCCCAUGUCAAGUCCUGAGCUGCCAAUGACACCCCCAGCUCUUGAUCUGAAAAUACCUGGAGCACCUCCACCACCAGAACCCAGCAAAUUCAUUACAAUCCAAAUGGAACCAGUCCUGCAGCAGAUGCUACACAGAUGUCUUCUUUGCCAUUCCUACUUCAGCUCCCAGGAAAGUGCAGUACUCCACUGUAAGGAAGUUCACUUCAAAAAGAAGCCCAGAACUUCUUUUGUUGAUGCAGGCCAAACUCCAGCCCAUCCCCUAGGUCACAAUUAUCAAAUGAGUCGUGCAGCUCCUGAAGUAAGACCACAUUCUGCUCAACACCCACCUGCCGUUUGCUCUGUAAGGCCUCAGGUGACUCCAAGCCUUGGACCACCAGUACCACAGCAUAUGCAUUGCCCACCUCCUAUGGCAAGCCAGAUAACAACAAGGGUUAGAUCACCCACGCCACAACCAGUGCCCAACGUUAACCCCCCUGGCUUUGAUAGAGUAAAUGUACCACCAACUAGAUUCCCAGCUAGUACUGGUCAACCCCCAGGGCUCCCCUACGCAGGACCUAGGCCAAAAGUAGCUCCAACCUCGACACCAACAGCAAAAACAAUCAGUCAAACACCAUUCAAUGAGAUGCUCUACCGAGCGGAGAUGUUGGAGGGGCAAACGCGUUAUGUGUGUAAUACUUGUAAGUCAACAUUCCUACACUACAAUUUCCUCAUGAGCCAUCUUGCGGAGCAUAACCACCUGGCCUACACCUGCUUGCAGUGUGGAUAUGCAACUUACUCAGAGAAAGAUUACCAGUUGCACUGUCAGCUUCAUGACGGUCAGAUCUCCAAGAAAAUCAGAAGGGUAAGACCAAAGCCACCGGGAUAUUCUUCUAACUCAGACAAAGGAGCGGCACCUAGAGCUGUUGCAACCUGUCACAUCUGUCAGCGGUCCUUUGUAAACAUGAAGGGUCUAAAGGCACACAUGGUCCUUCAUUCUGCUAACUACAACAGCAUUUCAGAGAGGAGAAAUGAGUCCAGGAAGAUACCAAGAAGUAUUCUUGUUCCUGUAACAUGCUUUAGUGAGGUGACCCCUGAGCCUCUUUCUCUUGUGAAGCCUACUGGAGAGCAGACCGAAGCCCUUGAUCUAACUGUUAAACCAGUUGUUGAUACUUCUGUUGAUGAGGUGCUUGACUUGAGCAUGGGUUCAAGGAGUUUUACAGACAGAGCAGAGAGUCCAGAUGUAGAAAGUUCACUUGAUAUGACAGUUAAGAGCGAUCCAGAGGAAAGUCAGGCUGUAAGUUUGCCAGAUGUGUGCCAAGUCGUGCAGCAGCUUGAUGUCCCAGAAGAACCUACUUCAUCCCCCAUCCCACUAAUAUCGGGAAAGCUUACACAUGUCAGAAAGCCCAAGAACAGCAUCAGACUAGUAGGAGCCAUUGAUGUUGAUGUGGCUAGCUUGGAAAACAAAUACAGUGUUGUCACAGAUUUGAUGGAUACUGACAGUGAUAUUUCACCAGAUGUUCCUACAUCAGCUGGUCAAGAAUCUCCGGCGAGGAGUGGGGAAGGAGAAGGUGAGCUCGGUGGUAAAUCACCCAAGAAGGCAAGAAAUUACAAGUGUUCGAUGUGCCAGUAUGCCACUGACUUCAAAGACUCUAUGGAACGGCAUGAAACGAAGCAUCGCAAGUUCCGCACCUUGGCUUGUCAUGCCUGCAGUUACAGGACACCAGAAAAGAGACUCAUGUUAAGGCAUGUACUCACCAUUCACGAAAAGCAGAAGCCAUACAAAUGCAAGCUGUGCAACUAUUCUUCUGCUUAUAAGCAUCACCUGAAGCGCCAUCACACCAAACGUCACCAACGACCUCUUUUGACCUGUAACCUUUGUGAGUUUACCACUGAUGAAGCCUCAAAGCUGAAGAGUCACAGCGUUUCACACCCAGAACCUAAAGUCUAUCAGUGUAAGCUUUGUCCUAUGGUGUUCAACAGCAGUAAGCUCUUUAAAGCUCACAAGCAGAUUGUUCACCACAAGAAGAAGAAAAGCAAGAAAUCCAGCCGUGACAAAAGCCAUUCUUCAUCUAGUGUCAUUGAAUCAUCUGAGUCGAUGACGGAAGGAAAAGAAAUUGAAAGUCUUGCCAGUUCAGAAGAGCCUUCAGAGCCAGUUGUCCUGAAGCAUCCUUGUAACCUGUGCAAGUAUCAGACGGAUGAUCAGAAUGAACUGACCAUACAUCUUAGGAAAAUACAUUUUAGCAGUCAGAUCAAGGAGGUCUUGGGGGAUGUUUGCUCCACAGCGCAGUGUCCGCAGUGUGGCUACCUGACUGGGAAAGAGCAGAUGAAAGCUCACAUGCAGAUACACGACAGUGGGGAGUUCUUCAACUGCGACCAAUGCCUCUUCAAAGCUGGCAGCCAGGGGGAAGUGGAUGAGCAUGUGCAGCAGAAGCACAAGGUCAAACUGGCCCCCACCCAGAUAUGCAAGAUGUGCAACAUGCGCUUCUGGAAUGCAGAAGAUUUGAAGCAGCACACGGAGAUGCAUCUCAAGGAUACAACCAUCUCUGUCAAGAAUCCAUUCCUUUGCAACAUGUGUCCUUUGAAGCUGAUGAAUCGACGCGAUGCCUUGAGGCACCUCCAGCUCCACACGGAUCGCUACCCCUUCAAGUGUCGUCACUGUGUCUUUUCCUGCUUCACCAAGGCGUCCAUUCAACGCCACCUCUCCAUCCAUCGCCACGCCGGCAAACCCAAAUCCCUGACAGCCAUCCGAAAGAACGGUCGGAAGAGUCACUCUGUGGGUGCUAGCGGAAGCUCUGGCAGUGAGAGCGAUGUCCAGAAGAGCCAGAGGAAGAGUCAGAGCAGUAAGUCCUCCACCUUUGGUCCUGUAGCUAAUCGCUUGCCCAUUUACCAGUGUCAGUUUUGUAGUCAUAGUUUUAGGGUAGCUGAAGAAUGGCAACGUCAUGAAAGAAGACAUCGCAUGAUUUGGCCUGAAUAAGUUAAUUCAUCUUAUUCUCAUACAUUUUUUCUUAAUUUUUAAAGGGCAUUAUUUCAGAUAGAUAUUUUUAUAUUUUGUCUUAUUUCUUAUGUACACAUGUAUUUACAUUAUAAAUGUUUAUUCUCAGCAGUCUUUUAUUUGCCAUAUGUUUCUUAUCACUGAAUGGGUAUACUUAUUCUGCUUUAAAUCAUAUGGGUUGCUUGCAAGAAGGCGGUAAUUAACUUCAAAUUUGUCUUUCAGAGAGAUGUAUAUAUAUAUAUAUAUAUAUAUAUUUAAUAAUAAAAUAUUAUUUAGAGGGACUAGAGAAUUUAAUAUCAUUCAGCAUCUAAUUAUAUUUAUAUUAAAAAAAUACUAUAAUAAUUGUGUUUUUGUACAAAACUCAAGCUUGGGGUUUAUGUUCAUAUGUUAUUAUGUUUCCAUGUCAUGGUUAUCUAAUAGUGUCACUUUACACUGCUCAUAUUUCGAGGUGCAACAUACAUGUAUUUUUUCACUUUCAUUCUAUAACAGUUUUUCAUUCUAUCUACCCCAUCCCCUUUUUUCCUUCUCUUCCUUUUUUAUAUCUCCCUCUACAGCUACAUGUUAAAGUAGCUUUAAAUUGAUCAGCGGAAGGAGAUUUAUAUGAAUACAUCCAGUCUGUAAUGUUGGACCUGGCUGAUGCUGAUAAGGGGGUAUCCUAGCCAUACACAUAUUUGUUGCAAAACGUCUUGUGUUGUUGUAGCAUAGAUAUGAAACAAAGAAUGGUGAAAUCCCAUGGAUGCAUGAUGCCUGAGAGAAAACCAAAAGACUGUAAUUGUUUUAUUUGCUAAGAGUUUUUCUCGGGACUCCAUGGGUCUUUGAUAUUGAAUAAUCAAGUAGAAAUUGGACAACCUCUCUGUGAUUCUGUUAAGAUUCUUCCAUUCACGUUACAAAUACUGGCUUAGCAGGAGUUUAGUUACAAUUAUUUUUGUUCCUCUAUUUUAAUAUGCACAGGGGAAUUCAAGAGGAUUUCGAAGACACCUCUCUAUUAAACCUUGUAAGCAAGGCCUACAUUCCAUUUCUCUUAUUUUCAAUGGAGAAUCUAUGAAAUGAAAUAGCAUUUCAAGUAUAAUUAAUCUUUUGUCGAAAGAUUAUUGUACAGUUGGGCCUACACCGUACCUACCAGUUUUUCAUGUUGAAUGGAACUACAUGUAUAUUGACAGACUUGCACAAGGUUGUACUUAUCACCUGCUUGGAGCCAGAAGGGCAUUGGUCCAUCUCAUUUGACAUCAAUUUAAAGCCGUUCUGGCUCCGAAACAGAAAAUAUACUGUAAAUAUGUGAAGAUGAACGGGACUGGGAUGGGGUAUGCAUCCUUCAUUGUCUGUAGUGGCAUGUCUUGUAAAAUAUGUGCUUCCUUUCGUUGUACAGCUCUGUUUCAUAGACACUGUUCUUCUUUCUUUGUGUUUGUGUCACCGCUAGAUCUUUUUGUCCAUAUCCUUGACAAAAGAAGUCCUCCUUUCGUUGUAUAGCUUUCUGUCAUAUUCACAGUUAACCAUCCUAAACAAGUUGUUUCACUGCAUUUUUUCCACCAUAUUCUUCUCAAAGGAAGUCCUUGUUAUAAUGGAUCUUCCUUGUGCCUAUGCCUUUAGCAGACAGUUUUUGUCAUUUCAUCAUUCUUAAUUCUUGUUUUGUACCCUCAGCUUCAUUGGACAUUCAGUGUGAUUCACAUGGCUUCCAUACAUUUCAUUGCAUUUCACUAACCAUUCUUGUGUAUAGUUGUUACUGCCACUCUGCUUUAAAAAAAUGACCAUUCAUUUAGUUAAUAAGUGAACUGAAGUUAGGCACGUGUGGGAAAGAAAUCUUUCCUGUGCUUAAUUUUUCAUUUUUAAACUUCCAUAUUAUUAUCCUCUGAUUUGGACAGAUAUUGUUAAUUUGAUGAUAGGAAUACAUUAUUUUUCUCUUUCGAACACUUUGCUGUUACAAGGAAAUUCAAGUAAUGUUGUAUGAAAGCAAAAUGGCUUCCGAUGAGUGAAACCAUUCAAAAUGUUAUGAAUGUACAACCUGUGAGUUAAGAUAGGAUAAGAUAUAAAGUACAUGUAUAUAUUUAUUUACCGUAAUAGAACUUCCAUGUUGAUGUUUUCAGUCAUUUUCAUGUCCUCUUUUCUUCACCCAGUAAUUUUUCAUGGGUGCCAUCUUCCAUCAAUGCAUGUAUCACGUCAUGUUUGAAAAAUGUAAAUAACACCUCCUUAUCAUUCCAUUCUGACUGCUGCAUGUUAACUUUGGGACAUUUUACCCUACAAUAAAAAACAUGUUUAUCUGAUGUUUGUAAUGGCUUCAGUAACAGUUAUGGCCGUACACUUAUUUGCAAUCGCUUUUUACUGUUUCUUUGCUUCAUGUGCUUGCCAAGAUAUACCUGUGCUUUGAUUGGUUCAAUCAAUACCCCUCCCCAUAUUUUCAAGCUUUGAAAGUACUUAAGUUUUUUUUAAAUUGAUGUCUCUGUUUUUUUAUUUCAUGAUAAAAUCUGUAAAUGUAUUGUAAAUAUGUACAUAAAAUGAUCUGAUUUUGUGUUUAAUUAUCCAAGAAAUUGUGCCUUGAAACUCAGAUUGAGAUAGAAAGAUAAAGGGUUUGGGUGAUAUUAUUUUCAUUGUUAAAUAAAAUGGGUAAUUUUCAGUCUUGCCAUAACUUUUUUAAAUUUUGUUCUGUAUGAGACAAUUCAUCUGCAACCAAAGCUUUAUUUUUGUCGAUAUUAUUGUGUGAGAAAUUUUGUAUGCUAGAUAUCACAUCAUUAGAAUGGGUAUUGCUUUUCUACUUUAAGCCAACCAUUACCCAUUUUCCCAAAUCAGUCAUUCAAGAGGGGAACAAUUUUUAUUACAUGAUCCACUGAAUAAUUUACUUCCACUGUAAUUAAAUAUGCAUAUAUUUACAUACCAGUAAAAGUAUUUGAGUACUACAUAAUAAAGCAUCAGAACAACAAUUUAUAUUGCCCCCAAUGGCCAUGAAUUGGUUGGUUUGGUGUCGAAGUGGAGUUAAUUAGGUGGUGCGACUCUGAUAUUUGGAGUUCAUUACCUGCAUACCGUAUGCAUUGGCUUCCAAAUGUCUGCAUGUAAAUGUAAUUGUAUCAAUUUGGUAAAAAGUAUAUAAUAAACAUGUAUGCAUGUGACAUGCAAUUUUAGUGUGUCAAUUAUGUUCCUGUAAAAUACAUCAGCAGAGCAUACCACUGAUCCCCUAUUGAAACACAUGUACCGGUAGUCUGAUUUCGGGUCUACAUUUUAAGUCAAUUUCUGUACAGAACUCUGCAAUACUUUGUAACAUAAUGGGACACCAAAUUGCCAAAUACCAUUCAGUGGAGCCAGACGUCUGUAAAGUGGAACAUAUCCCAAAGGAAAUAGACUGAUCUUCCGGUCUGCAUCUGAAGCCAGUCUAUGUACAGAGCUCCACAAUACAUUGUAACAUAUUGGACAACAACAAAUUAUGUCCUUGCAUGUACAGAUCUAAAGUAACAACCAUGAAGCUUCCUGAAGAUUCUUCCAAAGUUGUAUUACCGGUAGUUUAAAGAGUAGUGUGUUCAUUAUUAUAUUCCUUUUGAGAUGAAAAGAACAGCCAAAGCUCUUGAAAUACAAAUAUAUUCUCCAACUUAAGAUGGUGAAAGAAUGUUAUUUGAUGAAAUUGAUAUGAAGAAAUACGGUAUCUGCUCUUGUGCAGCUUACUAUCUCUGUGUUCUAGAAUGUUUGAUUUAGAUUUGAAAAGAAUCAGCA